CAGAAAGUCGGGCAGGCAUACCUGUCAAGUAAAUAGUAGCGUGCAUGAAACGUGCAGGAAUUUGGCUUACGCAAAUCUUCACUUUCUCAAUGACCAAGUCAAGUACUCGUAUGACUCGAUCGUAUUGCAGUUGUAGUUCAGCUUGAUCCGACGGCACCUGGAAGAUAGUGAACUCUCCCUCGGUCGACAUUUCUGAAAGUCAAAGUGACAUUUCCAGUUUCAGAUACAAUGGGCAAGAAAAAGGCGGGGUUGGCAAAUCGACUCGCUCGCAUGUCGGACGAUGAGCGAGCGAAAUACUUGCAACGGAAAGCCGACGCCGAAGAAGAGGCGAGGCGGCGAAAGGAGCAGUUGGUGGAAAACUUCAUGAAGAAUAAGCUCAAGAGGGAGGAUGGGUUUUCGAGGUUAAACGUCGCCAAAAUUAACCAAUACUGGCACCAGGUCAUGCGCGCGGAAAAAUGCGAACACAUGAAGAAGGACGUUGAGCAUUUGAGAAGGUGGAUGCACCGGACUGUUAUUAUCAAGAACGGGGUGAUUAACAAGUUGAUGGAAGAACUCGAUUGGCAAGAAGAGUUGUACGGGAAAAACUUUGAGGCGCAUACAAAGAAUAUUAAUAAUCUCAUAGAUUUUCAUAACAAGAACUUGAAGCUGCUGUUGCUUCAGUACACCAACGAUCGUCAGUUACUGUUAUAUAUUGGCUCAAACGAACGACGAGAGAUGGAGGAAAAAUACAUUAAUGAAAUAGAGCAUCUGAAGACGAUUAUUUAUGGGCAAGAGGUCUUGGCAAGGAACGCAGAGGAGGAAGCGAAGAAUAAUCACAUGAAGUUCGCAGACGAAGAACAAAGUCAGAAUCGAAUGGAGCUGCGAGAAUUGCAAAAGGAGCGCGAAAAGGUCAUCUGCCGGCACUGGAACGAAUUGUACGACGUAAUUAAAAAUUACAUCGAGCAAACCGAUCUGAAACGCUUGCACAUGGUCGAGCUCCAGAGAAAUGAUACUCGUGGUUUGGUGGAGGUUAGUCGGAAUGAGGCUGAGAUUCAAAGACGAGAGCUCGAGCUGAGAAAGCUCCACCACGAGGAGAGCAUGCUGGCAUCAUCCCAAGCAGGCCAACUCAAACACCUCCAGAAAGUCAUCGAGGUAAUCACCCAGAGUUUCUUCCGGCUGCGAAAAGGUCUCCAACGCGACAUAUCCCAUGACGAAAGACAACUCGCAAUUUUAACUACAACGUCAAACAACGUCAUCGACGCCCUCUCCAAGAUCGUGACCAAAGGCCACCAGCUGAUGCAUCUGGUAAAAUCGUGCCAAAAACUUGACCCUCCAGAACGCGGAAAUCAGUGGGAGCGUUUCGAGGAGGAACCCCAAGACGAGAGCAACAGCAGCUCGAGCGGCUCCGCCGGCUCGCCGGUCCGACCCAAAACCUCUCCGCCCAAACGGCCCCAAUUACCGCCGCUGAGACAGUUGCGCAGCGAGGACGUUUUCGUUGUGGUCAAACCCGUGGGAAAGGACACCCGAAAGACAGCGAAACGCAUGGAUUUGGUGGCCGAAGCGCAGCUGAUAGCGCGUCGUGGUGCGCACGUAGAGGGCGAGAACCGAUUUCGAGAUUUGAACCAGAUGGAAGGGUUAUGGUGGAUUUACAACAAGGUCGAGCUUGGCUGUGCCGACUUGAGAAGCGAGAGGAACACGUUGGUACAGGAGAACAACAAACUGAAGGAACGGAUAAGGGAUGUAUUGGAAGCCGCUGCUUUGGGUCAGAGCAUUCCUAACGUAAAGUCUGCGAGUACGGUUCUUUCCAGGAAGCGGUAUGCCUUUUCGGCACCAACACCUUCUAGGGUGUGCUAAGUGUUUAUCUAUGUUCACGUAUUGAUUGGAUAUGUC
Molecule: messenger RNA, 1869 nt
Organism: Photinus pyralis (common eastern firefly)
Lineage: Eukaryota; Metazoa; Arthropoda; Insecta; Coleoptera; Lampyridae
Product: dynein regulatory complex subunit 2
Exons: 5
Coding region: 229-1833 (534 amino acids)
Biological process (GO): cilium-dependent cell motility; regulation of cilium movement; axonemal dynein complex assembly
Cellular component (GO): axonemal dynein complex; axoneme
Source: RefSeq, a predicted model, not a curated record